CCCGGUAAUAUCUGCUACAUAUGACUGCCGAAGAUACUAAUGAGCCUGAGAGCUAUAACACGAAUUAUGAAGAAUUUAAUAUACCAGACGCAGAAGAACUGGAAACAUUAUAUGUGAUGCUAGAGAAAGGAGCAAUUCCAGAAUUACAAUGGAAUUUCCCCGGUCGCCAGCAAAUUAGUACAGAGUCGGCCGGAACUUCACCGAAAGAGGAAUCUGCUACACCUACAAAUAUAGAAGAAGAACCGGUCGCUAAAAAUGACUUUGAUUUUAGCGACGAUGUAACGCAACCACAAAUGAGAGUUAGAAAUCAAAACUCUACACCAAAAUCAACUAAAAAGAAAGUAGCUAAUUUUGCCGGCGUCAUGGAGGUGCUGAAAAAGAAAAAUGCAGAAGGAUCUUCUUAAACAGCUUGAAGUAGAACUCCAAGGUCCAGUUGGCAUAAAGUUCUUACGACGUUUGCAUAUUCGAAAAGAUGAUUAUUAUUUCUGAGUAUAGUUUUUUCAUAGAAGGUAUUGCUAUUUAUAAUCAAGUGGAUGAUAGCGAUUUAGUAAUUUUUUUUUCACUUUAUGCAUAUAAAUAUAUGAGGCAAUUGGCGGUUUACCGCUGCUAAAGCAACAGCCGGUUCAGCUUCUUCUAAAUCUUCUAAUUGGUAUUCUUCUUGAUAACUUUUCUGCAAUUGAUAGGGAAUUUCAUUUUUCGACACCUCGGGUAACACCGAAACCUCGUUAAGAUCUUCGACACAAAUUAUUCAAUAAUUAACGAUUCGCAAGCUUAAUGAUUUCAAAUAUAGAUGUAGUUUCUAUUUUGCUGUGCAAGCGAUUUGAAACCGAAACUUUUCUAUUGGUUAUCGAAAAUUUGAAAUGUAGUAAAUAUCUGCGCAGCUUAGAAUUGGUUUGGGAACUUAGAGAGGCUCGAACUUUAUCAAAGUCGAAUGAUGGAUCAUAAUCCUUCAUAAUUCUCUACUUAAAAUGGUAUAAAAAAUUGUCUUAAGUCAGUCUUUCGAAUAACGGUUACUUGCCUUUUACUCAUGUAUAACUAUAUAGAAUUAUUUGGUUCUUAAAAAUUUUCAUUUUAUUUGAAGUAAAAUUCACAAAAGCUUAGAUAUGGCGUCCUUAAAAAUAGGUAUAUAAUAAUUAUAAUUAUGUAUGAGUUAUAAGUUCUCUGAUUAAUUUUUCUUAAAUAUUUAUGUACACGUGUGUAAAAAGAACAAAGUCUAAAGAAAUAAGACACAACAUUGCAAGUUUUUACUACAAUACAAAACUCAACAUAAUAAAUAAUUACAUAACACACAUUGUAGUUAGCCUAAAUAACUAUCUAAAAAGUUACAAUUAACAGUACACAAAUAUACAUGUUCGGCUACGCCGAAGUAGGGGUAUUCCCUAAAAAUACCGGAAAAUAUACUGCAGAUGUAUAAAGAUGA
Messenger RNA from Ceratitis capitata (Mediterranean fruit fly), 1420 nucleotides. RefSeq lists its product as hypothetical. The record is from RefSeq and is a predicted model, not a curated record. The coding region runs from base 21 to 404 and encodes 127 amino acids. The transcript has 2 exons. Lineage: Eukaryota; Metazoa; Arthropoda; Insecta; Diptera; Tephritidae.